AUGUGUUCUCCAUACACCAACCAGGCUAACAACUUCGUUCCUCGCAUGGCACAGAAUGGUCAUUUGAAAUCAAGUACAAGCUAUUCAUCACCAUCUAUCGCAGAUACCCUCCGCUGUGGACCUAUACCUGAGGAGCGGUGGUGUCAUCGACGUUCAGCUAAGAAAGUCAGUCUACAGGGGAAGGCCAUUGGUAUGGACGGCGAAGGUGAGACUCUUACUUCUAUCAAUGACUUAAGAUACCCGGCUAAGACAAAUGACACAGAGCAUGCUGAACUCGUUCACGGAAAUACAGAGAAAGCGGGUGCUUGCAACGUAUCUUUCACCGAAGUCUCGAUCACGUUUAUCCCUCUACCAGACUCUAGCACCGACUGCACAAUCAGCAACUGCGUGUUAAACCCUGUUCCUACACCUGACAAGCAAUCUUGUGUUCAGCUAGAUAUCCCGCUUGCUGAGACCCGGAUGUCGUGUUGCUAUCAGUGA
Molecule: messenger RNA, 480 nt
Organism: Penicillium roqueforti
Lineage: Eukaryota; Fungi; Ascomycota; Eurotiomycetes; Eurotiales; Aspergillaceae
Exons: 1
Coding region: 1-480 (159 amino acids)
Source: RefSeq, a predicted model, not a curated record